Messenger RNA from Closterium sp. NIES-67, 1787 nucleotides. The record is from the annotation of a GenBank genome assembly. NCBI's taxonomy places the organism in Eukaryota, Viridiplantae, Streptophyta, Zygnematophyceae, Desmidiales, Closteriaceae.
CAGCAAGCUGCCUCGCUCGUGAGCCCCAAGAUGCCUUCCUAAACCGGACAUAAAUCUCGGCUGUAGAGUUGGAACCUGUGAUGUUCACGUGCAGACUCAGCUUCAGUUUCGGCCUCGGCCGUGUCCUCUCAAGACGCUCUCCUCUCCUCCCUUCCUGUUCGAGCUUUCGUCCUCGCAGGAGAGUCGCCAUGGCGGAAGCUGCGAGCGGCAAGUUCGAGGGCGAGUCGCAGGGCACGGCGCGAGGCAACAUGGACGCGGUGAUGAAGGGGUGGUUCUCGGAAGUCAGCCCCAUGUGGCCAGGCGAGGCGCACUCGCUCAAGAUCGACAAGGUGCUCUUCGAGGGCAAGUCCGACUUCCAAGACGUCGCCAUCUUCCAAUCGGAGACGUACGGCAAGGUGCUGGUGCUGGACGGCGUGAUCCAGCUGACGGAGCGCGACGAGUGCGCGUACCAGGAGAUGAUCACGCACGUGCCGCUCUGCUCCAUCCCCAACCCCAAGAAGGUGCUGGUGGUGGGCGGCGGCGACGGCGGCGUGCUGAGGGAGGUGUCGCGGCACGUGGGGGUGGAGCAGAUCGACAUCGUCGAGAUCGACGGCAUGGUCAUCGACGUGUCCAAGGAGCAUUUCCCAGCUGUGGCCAUCGGCUACAAGGAUCCUCGUGUCAAUGUGACUGUAGGCGACGGCGUGGCGUUCCUCAAGGAGUGUCCAGCCGGCACGUACGACGCCAUCAUUGUCGACUCCUCCGAUCCCAUCGGUCCAGCGCAGCAGCUGUUUGAGCGGCCGUUCUUUGAGUCGAUGGCGCGCGCGGUGCGGCCCGGGGGCGUGGUGUGCACCCAGGCAGAGUCGCUGUGGCUGCACCUGCCCAUCAUCAAGGACAUCGCACUCGCCUGCCACCACGCCUUCAAGGGCUCCGUCAACUACGCGUGGACCAGCGUCCCCACCUACCCCAGUGGCACGAUUGGGUUCAUGGUGUGCUCCACCCCGGGCCCAGAGGUCAACUUCAAGGUCCCCUGCAACAAGAUCGAGGACCAGCCUGAACGACCUCACCACCUUCCUAAGUUGCCGCCCCUUAAGUACUACAACUCUCAAGUGCAUUCUGCUGCCUUUGUUCUCCCCCAAUUCGCCAAGGAAGCUCUUGAGCCCCACCUCACUAAGUGACAACAAGGAAAGGUUUAGGUGGAAAUGCUGGAACUAUGUUAAUAAAUUUUCAAGCGAAACUGCAUUAUUCAGCACAAGGGGAUCCGCCUCGUUUGCGUCCCGUCAUCUUCAUCGCCGUCUUCGUUAGACAGACUGGUCUUUCACGUUCACUUCACGGACGAAACCUGAAAAGCAGUUAGUGGUAGGAGCAGUGCAGGCGUGCGCCGGCGACGGGCAGCCAGCAGCAAGAGAGUAUCUUAUCCCGCUCCCGCUCCCCAAACUCCGCCUGGAUUCCCGCAACCUUCCCGCGCCAACGGAUCUCGAAAACCCUCCUGUAGUCGCUAUGUCGCAGAGAUUUAGCCCUCCUACCCCUUCUACCUCUCUUCUACCUCACAUUUAGUUCUCUAGUUUUGAGCAAUCCGCCAUGGUUGUGCUCUGAGCGAGAUAUGGAGAAUGGAGAGACGGACGCUCUCGACGAAGAUCCCUCACAGCACGCGCAUAGAUAUCAGGAGCGACAACAGCCCGCCCCGUCGCACCACGUCGCCGCUGUCGACAGUGCGACGACCCUUGCGACGUUUUCACCCGUCGGCUCGUCGCCUCGCGCCGGUGCGUCGUCACAUCAUGGUCCGAGCGUCGGCGGUGGCGCUAGUGGUA